AUGGCUCAAAGCCCUCACUUCUCCAUCAUCAACCACAACUCCUCCUCCUCUGAUCCUCUCCUCACCCACAACCCCCACGAGCUCAUUCCUCUCCUGGAGCUGGAAUCCUUCGGCGAAGACCCCAAAAACAAUAUCCAAGAUAUCCCUUCUCCAAGGAUCCUCAGCACCCACCUCAAUCUCCUCAACCUGCCCGACUCCGUCCUGAGCUCCGGCUGCCGGGUCCUCUACAUUGCCCGCAACCCCAUGGACACGCUCGUCUCGUACUGGCACUUCUUCAACAAGCCGCUCGGCUUCUCAGUCCUCUGGACGUGGUUUAUGAGGAGUUCUGCAGUGGGACUUGUUGUCGCCUCGCGUAUCCGGAAGGAGAAAGAGAAGGAGAGUCUACUGUUUUUGACGUACGAGGAGCUGAAGGAGGACCCGGAAAAGCAUGUGAAGAGGCUUGCAGAGUUCUUGGGAUGUUCGCUGGCUUCAUCUGAGAUCAAGGAGAUUGUGAAGAAGAGCAGUUAUCAGAGGCUCCGAAACUUGGAUGUGAAUCAGAAUGGAUCAGAAAAGGUUCACUGGAGUGGAAUUGGGUUUGGGUCUUUUUUCAGGCAGGGAGUUGUUGGAGAUUGGAAGAACCAUUUGAGUCCAGAGAUGGUGCAACGGCUCGACCAGAUUGCGAGCCAGAAGUUUGAAGGAAGUGGUUUAGAGUUAGAAUCCAUUGUUAGAUCUUCAUGA
This is a messenger RNA of Vitis vinifera (wine grape), 717 nucleotides long. Its product is annotated as cytosolic sulfotransferase 12-like. Gene Ontology annotation, molecular function: sulfotransferase activity. The record is from RefSeq and is a predicted model, not a curated record. Lineage: Eukaryota; Viridiplantae; Streptophyta; Magnoliopsida; Vitales; Vitaceae. The transcript is spliced from 2 exons. The coding region runs from base 1 to 717 and encodes 238 amino acids. Gene Ontology annotation, cellular component: cytoplasm. Gene Ontology annotation, biological process: sulfation.